UCAUCCCCCCUCCCCCCCUAGCAAACCUCCAUGCCGCCGCCUAGACGACGCCAUUGGCCUUUCACGAUUCUUCUUCCCGAUGACGACGAUGGGAGACUUGUCACCGGCGGAUCGGAGGGCCGGCCUGUCGGAGAAAUCUUCGCCGAUACUCGGCGCCGUCUGGAGGCCGAUCAGGACGCCGCCCGUCGCCGCCGCCACCCGCAGCGGCGUCCACAACCCCGUCCACCAUCAGAUGCGGCCUCCACUACCCAACCACCUCCAACCUGCAACCCCUCCCCCUCCCCUCCCCUCUACUCCACUCCACCAUCAGAUGCAGCCCACCCCUCUGCAACCCCUUCUCCUCCCGUCCACGGUCAGCUGCAGCCUCCACAACCCGAACCCAUCCCCUACACUCCUGGCACGCCUCGUCCCACGCUCACCGACGUCGACGUGGACGCGACAUGUCUACGCAUAGCAGAUGCAUUUGAGGAAUUCGCCUACUCCGACGGGGAUGGACAACUCUUCACGGACGUCGAUGAGAUAUCUCAACGCGUAGCAGAUGUACGCAUGGAAGUCACCUGCUCCAACAUCCAGACGAGGCCCUACGAUCGGCCGCAACCUCCACAGUGUGAGUACCCUUAUUAUGAUGUGCCCGAGCCGUUGGAAAAACCACUGCUAGAGCCAAAGAACGCAAACGCUUCCUCUUCCUCCACGCAGCCAGUUGCGAUAACUCAUGACAUCUCGCCAGUGUCAAGGCAACUGUCUCCGCCUAUUUUCGCGCGCAAUCCUUCUGGUUGGCAUUUACAAUUUUUCAUCAGAAUAGAUGUUGGGGGUUAUUUCCACACGUAUCCUAGUCUGGGCGGGCCAUUCCAGAGCUUGCAGGAAGCUGAGAAUGCUAUCGCUAGCCAUCUUGAUGAGCUGCGCUCUCCUAUGAUGUGCACAGAUGGGCUUUCGGAUGCUGAGAUUUGUAUAAGACAUGGCCUUUAUUGGCUUGAUGGCACAAGGAAGAGUUCUUCUGAAGGCAAUCCAGACCAUAGGAAUGUCAGCGUAUUGGUUCAAGCUUUGCUGGAUAAAUACAAUGAAGAUCACCAUCUUUUGGGGGAUCUUGCAUAUGAACUUGAUGAUGUUGUGAUCUUCCGAGAAUUUUAUGAGGGGGAGAACUUAACUAUGUUCUAUCAUAUCAAUUUGACUACAAAAACCAAAGGAAAAGAUGGUUCGCACAGUGGCAUCAACAAUCUAUUCUUUGCUGAAGUCAGAGAAAUUGAAGGAGAAAUUGAAGGAGAAAAUGAUGAAUAUGUGCUCAAUUGUUUAUGUAUGGUUAAGCCUACUAACAAUGGCCAAUGCUAUGGUUGUAUGACUUACGGAAAUGUUGAUUUGAAGCACCCUGUUGAUGUUGAUAAAUACGAAGGGGGUCACUCUACCCCACACAAACUAUGUUGCGGUUUUGAUCUACGUUGUGAUGUUAUUACUGGCCUAGAUGCACCUGCAUACAUCGAGGAUGAGGAGGCUAGGCUGAUGGCUGAGGAGGCUAGGCUAAGAUAUAUAAACAUGUGUCCUGCUGAUCCUCCUGUUCUGGCAAAAUUGGAUGGUGCAAGAGUGCCUGUUGGUUUGGCGAAGAGAAAGGAUUCUGAUUUGACCAAGGGAGAGUGUGGCCAGGGAAGCGUGAAAUACAUUGUACCUGCUAGGCGUAUGUUGGUUUGAGUACCCCCUCAGGUACAUAGAUAAAUUUAAUUUGAUUUAGUUUCCAGUGUCUUGGAGAAGGAUUAAACCCGUCGUGCACCAUCACUUGGGAUGUCUUUUCUGCAACGGUAGAAUGCAUGGAUCUGCCAUUUGCUUUGACUUGGUUGUAGAUGCUCGGAAGUUUGGUGCUCUGGGUCCGUAAUGGUGUAAUGUUUCAUAUUUGAGUUUCAUGAAAGGUUGGCGAUGGAGCCGCCUUUUGUUUUUCAAAUCCUGCCAGUAUUUACGCCUUAGUCUUCUUUCAUCGGCACAUAAUUUUCCAUCUAGUUAGCACAUAGGUGCCUUAUCUAAUUUUCAUGGACACAUAAUCUGCCAUGACGUCAACACAUAAGCGCCUCAUCCGUUUUUUCAUGAAGGUAAUGAGUAUGGAAUGUGUUGAAACGAA
This is a messenger RNA of Hordeum vulgare subsp. vulgare (domesticated barley), 2101 nucleotides long. RefSeq lists its product as uncharacterized. The coding region runs from base 31 to 1680 and encodes 549 amino acids. The transcript has 7 exons. NCBI's taxonomy places the organism in Eukaryota, Viridiplantae, Streptophyta, Magnoliopsida, Poales, Poaceae. The record is from RefSeq and is a predicted model, not a curated record.